CUUAACUUUUUUAAAACAUGUUCAAUGUGCCCCUUCCAUGACUUGACAGUUGUUGAAUGUAACCUCUAAUAUUUACAGUAAAUUUCUACAAUAUGACAACUUGGUAUCAGAAUUAAUUAAAUUUGGUGUUCAAAUCAUGUAAUAUUCAAAUUUUGAACAAAAAAAUUCUAAUAAUUUGUUCAUUCCAUAACUAUAAUUACAUUCAUUACAUUUCACUUAGUUAUUUCACUAAGGAAGUUAUCUAUGUGGUAGAUAUUCUCAGAUUCCAGUCUUAUGAAAAUAUAAAGACACAUAGUAUAAGUAGACAUGCUAAAACAUAUGCUGAAUAGCUCUUUGAGAGAUAUGCUGACUAUUGAUUUUUGUUAUAUGAUCAGCAGUAGGUUACCUUGCUGAGCCUGGUACAAAGCCUAGCAUCAGGUGGGGGCAUUGGCCAUUACUGUAAUUGGUUUGUUUGGAGAAUGGACUUGGAGCCAGUUGUAGAUCAGUGUGUAUACACACACAGGAAGAGAACUGUAAGUCAGAGUUCAACACCCCAUUUCUGGGCAUUAAUGCAACCUUCAUCAAUUAUUUUUAGCAUCACUUAAUUUCCAUCAAUGUAAACCAUUUCUGUAUAGUGCUGUUUCAUUUAACCACAGAUCAUAACAGCUGAUAGUGCAGUGGACCAUAUCCUAUGAUAAUAUGUGUUUUCAGACUUGCAUAAUGAUACAAAACAAGGUGCUAUGCUAAUUUGUGAUAUUAACGUUGGUGAAUAAAUUCUAGAAUUUAUUCAUUCAUUCAUUUAUUGUAAAAUUACCUGCAAAUCUUAUAUCUAAUUAAUGUUCAUUGCUAUCAUAAACAUAAUUGUUUUAAUCUUAAUUUAACUCAUUCUAUUUACAGAUGGUGAAUCAAUAGUGCGGUUCUGCUAUAUUAUAUAGGAACCAUACAAAAAGGGGGUUUUCCAUUUUAUAAAAUUGUGUGUUUUUGACUUAAUAACCUCUGAACCAAAUAUUCUAAUAAUGGCUGCCAUAAAUGCUAAAAGUUCAGCACUGAUAGGAACAGAAGCACUCUCUAUGCCAAAGCCACAUAGUAAGACUUUAUCAAAAGCUUGUGGAAGGUUUGAAAAAAGAAUUUGUCCUGAAAUAUCCUUAAAAAAUUUUCUAGAUUUUCUUCAUACAGCUUAUCAAAUCAAUGAAGCCAUUGAAGGUGUUCCAAAUUAUCUAACUGACAGACAUGAUAUUGAUUGGCAAAACAUUGCAAUGAAUGAGUUUGCUUCCUCUUUGCUUGUAAUGAAAGAAGACAAUUCUCAUCCUAAAACAAGCCUAGAGACUUUCAGUGAGACGAUUGAUAAGGAAGUUCUGAACAGUUCUCUAACGAAGCAGUCCAAGACUGUUCCCAACAUAUCAAGUGUUGACUGUAAUGAGCUUGAAGAAAAUGUAUAUGAGAGAACAAAGGAGAUACAGUCAGAUGCAAGUUCAGAAAUUUCAGAACAUGAUAUACGGAGUGAGGUGUCCAAAAACAGUAUAGGCAACAAAACUGGUAUACCCAUAGAAGACAUACAGAAUAGCAGCAAUUUGAAUGAUACUACAAGAUAUCCAUUGCUAAAGGAGGAAAUGUUAUCCGAUCUGAAGAAACCUUCAAACCAAUUUACUACAAGCCAAACAAAGAGUAAGUUACUCAUGUCAGGUAAAUACACAGAGAGUAAAAGGAAAACGAUAUCAAGCAAGAAGUGUGCUCUGUCUGACUGUAAAUUUAAGACGACAAACGAAGAUAACAACAGUUUUGAACAUUUAAUGAAACGUAAAUUAAAUGAAGUAAUUCAGGAAGGUUUAUUUGAUUCAAUAUUGCCAUAUGUUGUACCAAAGCAAUCAUCUACUCAUCCUGCAAUGAAGAAACCAUCAAACCCAGACAAAAGUAAAGCCUUUUCAGUGACCUCCCUUGACAAAUCUGCAUCUGGCCCAUUCCCUAAGGAGAAAGUGGUUGUAAAUAACCGGAAGAAAUCAAUAUCAGGAGAGGCUGAAGUGGAGAUACAUGUAUGUGAUGAGGUGAAGAAUGUGAAGCGAGAUUUCCGAUGCCCUCAGAAACUUCUGGUUAACAAAAUGGGAUACUUUGCUGAAGUAACAACAGGUCAGAAGCUUGAAGAUAUGGAUAUAUCAGUGCAUUGCGACAUCACAAUAUUUGACUGGCUAAUGCGCUGGGUGAAGAAGGAUUCUUUAUCAGAGGACAGUUCACCUAAGCUUGAUGCUGGCAAUGUGGUACCAAUCUUGGUGUCAGCAGCAUUCUUACAAAUGGACCCGUUGCUGCAGGAUUGUCUUGUGUUCUGUCACCAACAUAUGAAUGAAAUAGCCAAGACAUCCACCAACCUGGCUUGCCUUAAUGAUAGUAUCCUGACUAGACUAGCAAAUCUCUUCUCCAACUCUGAUGUGGAAGGUCUUCAUGAUAAGAAGGAUAAGAUUCAGAGCCGUCUGUACUGCAAGUUGAUUUUGGCUUUGACAGAGACAAGUCCUGAACCUGCCCGUGGCCAUUUUGCAAGUCUUGCAAAUGUAUACAAAUGUGGAAAAUGUGACAAACUCAUUCUUCGUCAGUUGGGAGGGCGCAUUCUCUGCAAACCAAGCAAUAUGAAGAUGGAUCAUUUCGGAAAUAUACAUGGAAAUCAUGUUAGGGACCCAAGCUGGAAUCUGAAUGAUUAUAUUCGGUGCUUAAGGCAGGAGCUGAAGUGUUGGCGUCGCACAUAUUGGCGAUUAUGGGGAGAUUGUCACUUUCUAUAUUGCAGUUUUUGCCAUAAUUACUUCCCAGUUUACCAGAUGCAGUGGUGCUACCACCAUCCAGAGCCACCACAGUUCUUCACCAUGGAACAUCAACGUGCUAUGGCAUUUCCUAUUGGUCGCUAUCCUUGUUGUGGGGAAAGGGCCUAUCGCUUUGAGGUUUUCAGCAGCCAGUCAGGUUGUCAAUUUAAAGAGCAUACUCUUGUUUUGAACUCUCCUAGAGAUAUUGAAGUCCACAAUUUGUUUAUGAAACAUCAGAACAUGAUAAUGUUAGAGCCUCCAAAACUUCAAUUUCCUGAGAGGCUCACACGACUUGUUAGUAACAGAGAGCCUGGAAGAGAUGACACUGACAGUCGAGAAGUGCUCUGGUGGGAUGGAGUUGAGUUGGCACAACCACCACCCAGGCAGGGUCUUCUUGCAAAAGUAUGGGAGACACAUCAGAAGAAAGAACGGCAACAGAUCUCUGGUGUUUCUUCAAGGAAUAACAGCAGUUCCAGCAGUGGCACAAAUAAUGUUACUAGCAGACCAGUUACAACAUGUGGACAUCCACCUGUAGGAAGGCAGAUGUCAGUUGCUGAGGUAACCAGCAGUCCUGGCAGUAAUCCAGAUGUAGAUAAUUCAUCCACCAAUGAUGACAGCAGUAGCAGCGGCAGCAGUAGCAGUAGUAGUGAUUCUGACAAUCACUCAGAAGAAUCUGGUCAUGUCCCAGUCCGCUCUGUGACAGCUAAGCCCCGACACACUGAAGUUCAUCAGUACUAUAGAUCUGCCAAGAAUAGAGGAGAAGAUAACUGCCGAUGGGUUUCAGAACUGUCAGUCCGCAGUAACCAGGACAACCAGAGAGAAUAUGAAGAGCAUGCUAUCCAAAAGAUGGCAGCAUUGCUUACACGAAGAACAUGUGCAGAUUCAUCUAAUCUCUACUCUCGAAUGCACAGCCAUUCACAUGGACAUCAUAUUCAAUAUGGUCACUCAAUUUGGAAUAAUCACAUCAUACCACAAGGUGGAAUCUAUGUUCGCUUGGAACAAGAAUGGAGGGAUGCCAACUGUCUUUCACAUGGAUGUCAUGGAAAUUCAAAUCGUCCACGAUCCGUGGGUUGGGGGCUUUCUUCCAGAAUCAAAGUGCGUGCACAGAGGUGAUGACUAGCACAAAACCAAUGGCAUGGUUCUAUUGUGAAAAUGACUGCUAUUAGAGGUGACACAUCUGUGGAUUUAAUGAAUUGUUCUAUACCUUGAAAAUCCACCCACACACUUCUCUGUUGAACCUUAAUUACCUGACCAUUUUUUUUUCUCUGUGCAGAUUUUUUAAAUAACUUUGUUCCUGAUUAGGUACACAGUAAGAUGAUGGAAAGAAAAAUGUUUGCACACCCUACAGUUUAGUGAAGUAUUUCAUUUUGUUUUCCUGUGAUAUUUGUAGUGGCUUGGAAAAGGAUAGUAUGAAGUUUAGUAGCAAUUUCUUACACCAGUGCUUGGUGUAUGCAGUUUUAUGCUCCAUCUGUGGAAGUUGUUGAUGUUUCAGCACCAGGUCAUACAGCCUUCCUAUGCAGAAUGUUGAACUAAAAUAACUGAAAUAUCUCAACCCCUUGCAUUUGAAUAUUGAUACUUUAUCUAACCUUUAUUCAAUGUAUGAAAUUGUUUUGUAUAAAACAUCUGCAAAUGACAUGAACAACUCCUUUAGUCAGAUGUCUUGAAAGGUUUAGAAUUCACACAUCACUAAAAGAUCAUUCUUAUGGAAAUGUUGUGGCACAUAAAAAUAUGGUAGUUUCGCCUUGUGUGGAGCAUAUAUAUUGUAAUACUAGACAGAAAUUAAUAAAAUGUCAUCAAGGAAAGUAAUUUGACCUUACUGAGAAUCUGAACUGAGAUCUGAAGUUGCAUUAAAUUAAAGCUGCCUAAAAGUUUUAGUUUACUGUCUUCAGUGAACAAACUCUCACAUAUGCAUGCAGAACAAAAUAUUUUGAGGCAUAAUUUCUUUUCCUGAGUAUAGUGUGUGAAAUGAAUGUUGUGGUGUAGAACAUUCAAGAGUGGACCUGUAAUCUCAGUGUGUCCUUGAUAUCAUGUUCCAUUUGUAUUAUCAUAGUCAAAAAAGAUGUACAUCUCCUGUUUUGUCAAGUCAGGAAGUCACAGGUGUCUGUUAUCAUUGUCAAAUGUGCCUACAUAUUGGUACUAUGUAUAUGUCUGUAUCCCUAAGAACUGGAUCACUUCUGCAAAGAAUAGGAGAUAGGUGGUAGUUGGUAAAGACUCUUUGUUCAGAUGGAGUGCCAUUGUAUCUUAAGCCUCUAGAUCUCCAGCGAUGGGAUGGACACCACUGGAAUUUCAAGAGUGUUGUGAUCCUGACCAAAUGUGGGCUCAGCUUCUGCUCACACUACUGUAAUUAUCUUCUGCUACAUUGCCUUCAUUAAACUCACUUUCGUUGUCAGAUGAGAUUACUUACCAGGCACUCUCUGAAGAAAACUCCCAUUCAAAUCUUUUAAUCCUAAAAACUGUCAAGAUAAUCACAUUGAGGAGCUACAUUCAAUUCAGAGGAGUAUUACAUACCAUUCUUGCUCAUUAGCAUAAUGACACUACCCAAGUCAGUGACUAUUUGAAACUUUUGAUGUUGGUUAUCGCUCAUUCCCCAACUACAAGUAAAUGAGAAAUUUCUGUUUAUUUUAGUUUCUUGCUCACCAACAAAACAAGACUAUGCAGGUCAGUAUCUUAUCCUGAAACCUGUAAUGAUUACAGGUUAGAAGUAUUGGUGUGUGUGUGGGGGGAGGGGGCAUGUUUGUGUGGAGGAUAUAACUAACUCACUGACAAAUGGCUGGCUUUGACACAGUAGUGUUGAAUAUUUGUAUCAUUUUUACUACCAGAGAGAUAAUUAGAUGAUAUGGCUUGCCAGUGCAACACUGCAAGCCUUGCCUACACUGAAGGAUACAUUCAAUUAAUUCUCCUUCUGUUGCAAUGUUAUCCUUCAACCCCAGGAUAUAUUAAAAUGUAAAGUGUCCAGGCCCAUUGCUUUACUGAGUCUGCUCACAUCCAGAAGAAAUAGGUCUGUUAUGCUGAACUUACCUUCCCCAUUUUCUCUCUUUUUUUUUUUUCGUUGCAUUAAGGAUAAAAGUGUCCUGGAAUAAAAGAAGGCUUGUGGAGCAUUGCAUUUCAUGAAGUCAUUGUCAGCAGGAACAUGGUCUGUUAUUAUAUUGUGUCAUUUACACUAUACUUUAUGAACAAUAAAAUAAAUAAAUACUUGAAUGUGUUCUGUAUAUUUUAAUCGGCAAGUAAAGACUGAUUUUCAUACUAACCACACAACGUGUUACACAUUACAGCCACACAAAACAAAACUCACAUGAUCAUUGACAUAAAUAAAGUAUUGUAUAAAAUCUAAUGUACACAAGAUACAAAACAUGUCACAUGCAAGAAUGAACUACUCAUACAUACUAUACUACGCGCAAUGAAUAUACUGUAUAAAUAAUAAUGAAUUGUGGUCAGUUGGCAGUGGAUACAGAUAUUAAUAUUGAUUGUUAGGAACCGUUUGGCAUUUGUCUCUAAUUUAACUAUAGUAUUUGUGUAAAGACAGGCAGUAAAAUGACAAAGCCUUUAAAACUACAGUUGAAUUUCACAUUCAAGAAAAUCUGGUACCCUUAACAGACUACUUCAAUUGUGGUGUUUCAGAAGUGACUACAUAAGUACAGUACUGAAUGUUAUUGAAGAUACAGUAUAGGGACAGUGGGAUGGCAAGAUGCAAACAAAUUCUCUUACAUAACUAAAUACUUACUAGAUGAUCUUACAAAGAUCACAUAAUCACAAAAUAAGCUCAUUAUUAUACAGAUAUUUCAUACAGUCUUCAACAUAAAUUCAUGGUUUAAAGUAUGACUUUUGGUCCAAGAGUUUUAUGGACACCAAAUAUUUUACUUUUUAUAUACUGCAAUGCUUUGUAUUGGUAAUAUGAAAGAAGCACAUCAUAGGACUGGAUUAACAGAAAAUGAAGCAACCCCAUGCACAUUGUUGGUAGGAGAAUUUCUCUAAAUAUUAUUAAAUAUCAUUCGCUUUUAAUUUUAAUGUGUAGACUAAAUACAAUAUUAAUCGUAUAUUGUGUGGGUAUUUAAAUGAUCUGCUGUUGCACAUUGUGUGGCAUUUUAUAUCUGCAGUAUGGUUUUCAACCCAUCGUUUUCCAAGAAAUCAGAGGACAGAAACACAAUGAAACUAUAUAUCGAUAGUAAAUAACUUUCAGAAACUAACUAAAAAAUACAGGAAGGCUACCUCCCUGCUCUAUGUGAAUGACAAAUGAGAAUGUCAGGAUUUGUUGAAAAAUAUUAGGGGCAAGACAUGCCAAGUAUGGCCCACCAUUACCUGUUGUUUGUUCACAUUUCAUCCUAACAUUUUAGACUUUAAUGGUGGGCAGUUUUAAAACAAUAUUGUUAUCGGUCUUCUACUUCCUUAGUCUUAUUUUUAAUGUUCCAUUUACUUACAGUUAAAUUAAUCCAGCAAUAUUUGUAGAAUGAUGUUCAUUACAUGUAAAAUUAUUAGUACUUGGCCUAUGACUAAUACAGACUAAUGUGCAAGCUUGUUCUGUAAUACUGCAGUGCUUUUAUUACACUGCUGUUCUUUAGUAACAGUGUUCACAGUGGUCUGAAGAUACACCUAAAUGGAAGUGAAUAGUUUCUCCUGUUGAGUAAUGUAAUACUGGAUCCUCUGGAAACUGCUGAAAUCACGAAAUUGAAUAUUGAAAUGUAUGGAAAUGCCCUUCAUAUGAUGUUGGCUUGCCUGAAAUUUUGUUUACAACCUCAUUUAAACUCCUACAUAUAAAAUUAUGUUGCACCUUAAUUCCUGCCAAUAUGCAUUUUAGUGGGCAUAUUUAGUUUAGCUGUAUUUUAGUUAUAUUGUAAUCUUUUUAAUUUUUACCCAUAUAUCCCAAUAUUACAAGGGUGAAUAAAUUAUCUUUUACUAAUUUUUAAUUUCUCGUACAUAAUGUACAGAAACUAUUGCAAUCACAAAAAUAAAUCAGACACAAAUCAAACAAAUAGAGAUUUUAACUGAAGUUUUGAGUUACUACAACUCUAGCCUAUUGAAUCUACAGAUGGGUAUGAGAAAGUGAGUGUUGUGAAUUUUGAUAUAUAAUGUGUAUUCAGUAACUGCAAACAGUUUUUAAACUAUGUUUCUUGUGAGGCUUUUUGGUAUUUUCAAAAAAGAUAUUUCUGGUCCCCAGGUAAGAAAUAAUUGCCCACCCUUUCACUAGUGCCAUAUGCCUAAUCAUCUUUUCUCAAUCUGUGAUUACAAUAAUGCUACUGUAUAGGCUAAAUACACUACAGUAUAUUAUACAAAUAUUUCAAAUCAGAACAAGAAGUGAUAUGUAAUAGAGUUCACACUUCUCAUAUAUAAGUCUUUCUACAGAUCAGUAAUGAAAGGUUCAUUAUCAGGUUUUGAAAGUAAACUCCUUCCACUGUGACUUUUUCUGACACACUUUGAACACUGUAUGGAAAGCACAAUCUAACACAGCAUAAAAUGAUUGUGUUCAUUCAAUAUAUAAUUAUAUACGUAGAAGUUUAUAUAUAUGUAUAUACAUGGGAUUAAGCUAUAAUAUGUUGACAAUUUAAUUGGCAGUGGUAUGGUAACAUUCUCAAAAUAAACUGAGACAUAUAAGUUGUGAUCUUAGGCCUAUGGGGGAAUGUACAAGUUGGUAAAGGCAGUGAAAUGUUCAUCAUUUUCUUCUUACUUGAUGUCAUUUAACUCCAUUUAUAUUACCCUGAUAAAUUGAGAAGCAAAAAAGCCAAAACUUAUUAAUCUCUUGAGCCAUGAAAAAGAUCAUGACAUAUGUGCUGUGCAGGAAUGUUUUUAUUGUAUUGCCUUAAUUUUAUUUUUUGUGUUCAAAACAACUUUAAUUACCCCCAGAAUCUUCAAAAUAAAUUAUUUUCCAUACAACUGACAUUCACUUUGUAAGAAGAAUACACAAAAAUAUAUUACAUAAGACUUGAUCCCUGCACAAUUUAUAAGGAAAAGUAUCAGCUUCAAUAGGUCCUAAUUUUCAUUAAGAAAACACUAUGAAAUAAGUAGUGAUUUACACAGAAUGGACCAUGAAGAAAUAUAUGAGUACAAAAUAUUUGAAAAUUUGUGAAUAAAUAUUCCCAAGAAUGUACUAAUAUGGUUCAUGGCUAAUAAAAGGGAGGAGGGGGUUUGUGUAAUUGCAUCAACUCACAAAUACCAAUCUACACAUACACCAAUGUUAUGCCAUUUCGAACACUGGCUUGAAACACUGUGAACUGUUGUUACAUUACUUCUUAGAGAGUUUGAAGAAAAACUGAACACAAUUUUCACAUACCUCUUCAUUUCACAUUAUUUUGGUGUCACAGCCUCUAGCGAUAUAUAAGUGUCCAAUAAUUUUACAUAUAAAACUAGAUACAGAAAUUUCUGGACACAAAUGUGACAUAUUAUUUAGUAUGUAAUUAUGUCUGAGACAUAUGUUGAGUAUAUAAAUGUGUAAGUAGUUGUCCAUUUUGGUUCCAUAUCUUGGUGCUAACAGAAUGUUCAGCCCUUUUUGUGCCAGACUGUUUGUUGCUUUGGCACAUUUUUAAAUUAAAUUAACAUUCAUUUUAGAUGUUGAAAGUCGAGAGUGAUAAUCUUGGUGCACUGAAAUACUCUUCCCUGCCUCAUUCCUAUAUGAGCACAUUCUACAUCUCUGACUCUCAUUCAGCAGAACAAUUUACAGUACUAGAUCAGAACAUUAUGGUAGAUAUGCAAUGUAAUAAGCAGUGUACAUGUUAUCUGAAAAGCAUUAUAGCAAGCAGUUUCCAGUUAUAUGUGUGGCAGCUGGAUCUUGAUUUAGAUUAUUAUAAACAGUAGAAGGAAGAAAUAAAACUUGACAUGAGAAGUGCUUGCCAGAAAUAAAAAAGGCUGCAGAAUUAUGUAUAAGCAUAUAAUCCAAUUAAUAAUUUGUCAAGUGCAAAGGAAAAGAAAUCAGUAUACAGAGCACAUGUUGUGUCCAACAUAAGGUGCAAUAACUUGUUUGAUCAUAUUUGCAUGGUAUAAGAUAAGCACUUUCUUUGCCUUGUUCUCUGCAGUGUGAACACGAAUCAAGUAUAGAAAAUAAAAUGUCUACGUAAUGGCCUCUGUACAAUUUAUGGUAUAAUGUAAAGGGACAUGCAUGUUACUGACAUGUCUUCCUUUACUGCUGAUUUACUAUGCUUAUAUUUUUAUUUACAUCCCAAUAGUCCAGUUUUAUUGUAUCACACAAUUUCAAUUGCAAAUACAAAUUGUACAGAUUUCAUAGCUAAUCUCCAUUCUUUGGUUUGCAACUCUGUGUUCUGCUCUACCACAUAUGGACAUGCACAGUACUUACCAAGGUUCACUUAUGAUCGCAAUUGUUUAUCUCUUAUCAUAGCAGCAACUUCUAAUUUCUUGGUUACAAGAUGCUAUCAUAAAAAUGAUUUCAUGUUUCAGCUUGUUUGCACCAUAGCAAUUUCUCUCAGUCAGUGGUCCAGCUAAAUAAAGUAGUGAAUAGAACACUGCCUUCUUUUUUCCCUUUCUUUUUGGUGUUUAAUGUUGAGACUGACCAAAUAGUGAGGAAAAAACACUUUGUAGGUCAAGCAAUGCACCCACAGAAACAGGGAGUUGAAGCUGUAUUACAAAUCCCAGGUCUCUGGAAGACAGAUAUGUCUCAAAUCUUAUUUCAAAAGCCCUCAUGCAUAAAUUUUAAUUGCGAAUGUAGAGUUGGUCUGAUGGCAGGGCUUCAAUAGUGUUAAGCUGUAUACUGUACAUAAAUAUAUUUUGAUUCACUACUAGAUUGAUAGACAAUUAUUUGUACUGUACAACGUGAAACAGAUAGGAUUCUCAUUCUAAGACAAUGCACUGCUUCACAGUACUAAAAGUAAUUGUUAUCAGCACAUAUGAAAUGUUACACUGCUCAUCAGAUGUAUUUUCAUGCAAUAUCUGAAAUUCUUCAUCCAGACAAAUAUUCUGAUCUGAGGCUGGAAUUAUUUUCUACAUGCACUGACAAUUUAACCUUGAUUAUCCCUCCUACUGAAGUAUAAGUAUAUAAAUUUUUGUUUGAUAAAUGGUAUGAGUGUAUGAUUCUUUAGCACAGCUGAACUCAAUGCUACCAUGAAACAUCCACAAAAGUCUGAAUAUUUGCAACAUUAGUACCUGAACACCAAAGAAAAAUCUUUAUAUAUAUAUAGUUAUGUUUCAAAACUGCAGUAAAACUGUGAUCUAUAUUUUUGUGGUUUUGAAUGGUUUUCUUGUGUUCACUGCAGGAAUGCAAAUGUUGAAGACAAAAUAAAUGGAAAAAUUGUAGGAAGCAAAUGAGAAAAUAGGUAGUUUUAAGGUUUCACAGUGUGGCUAGUAAAGCGGUACUAUUUUGUGGUAGUGAAAGAUGGGCUCUGAGUAUGGCAAGGUAAAUUCAGGUGGCACAAGUGAGAUAUUUAUCUCCAUUAGUAUGAUUAAAAUAAUAAAAUAUCAUACUCAAAAUGAGGAAAAUAACAUAAGCAUCUCGAAUUCUCAAGGAACCAGCAAACAUGUCAAAGAAAAUUUACUCUUUCUAUAAAGAUACUUAAAAAACAAAGUUGUAAUGCACUUAUAUUCAUUCCUCACGCAUUAGUUCUUCCAAGUAUCACUAGGAGUGCUGCUCUUGUCCCCUUUCAUGCAGUGAUCCGUUAUGAUUAAAAAGCCAGUUGAAUUUGUGAUUGUGCUACAGUGUAUCCAAAAUCUUUCACUCAUCAAUCCACUUUGUCAUGUAAAAAGUCUACCAUAUAAAGACUUGAUUCAAAAUGUGUUAGUUUGACCCUGAAACAGAAACUUUAAAUGUGUAGAAGACCGAAAAUGUGGAAUAUUGUGUCUAAAAUUGAGUUUCUGUGUUUUUCAUGUAACUGGCAGGCUCGUGUAAUAAAACAUCAAAUUCUUCAUACAUGAUGGAGAAUAGAGCUUGCUGUAUAUGAAAUUGGGAAGUACAACCAAAAAUGGAAAGAACAUGUUCAGAAAAUAUUGCCAUAUUUUGCAAUAUCCAGAGAAAUUAAGCAUCACAGGCCUUGUGCAUGAAGAGACACUGGAAAGCCAAGGAUGAGAAUGGAGGGCUCAAGAGCAUCUUUGGCUUGGAAUAGGGACUAAGUAUCAAAUUAUGGGGGUGGGGGGAAGAGUUAGGAGGAGGAGGAGGAGUAUACGACACCUUAUGUUUGUUAUUUAAUUAAUAGCUGAAGUUACCAUGCAGUCCAGGAUAAAGCGAAUAUAUUUUAAGUUACAAUUUGCAGACAUAAAUAAUGCUGGUUAUGCCUGAAUAUCGUGAUAGGACAAGUGUGAGUUUCUGCCUUUGAGAGUAUGAAACAGGCUUCUUGUAUAUUCUGUGCUAAAUGAAACUGCACAUAGAUCAUCUGAUUUUGAGAGAGAGAGAGAGAGAAGAAUUUUAUCAGACAUUCAAGAUUCCACUCCAUCCUCUUCAGAUAUGUUCUUUGGCUUUGUUCUUUGCAAAUUCAACUGUAUUAUAUCCUGUAAUAUUCACUACAGGCUACUGCUGCGUUUGUCUUAUUGCUCAUUAUUUCACUGGUGAGUUUCAUUUAAAGUAUGUAUGCAAAAGAAGUUCAUAAUUAUUCAUAAUUUAUAUUUGUUGUGGCACAUUUUAUGCAUGGUGUAAUACACACUUAAGAAUCUGAGAUAUGUGCAGUCAGAGCAAUUGGACUCUCAGCACUGAUUUCUGUCUCCUAAUAUGAAAUAAUUUGUAACAAUUAUUGCCUGAUGGUAAAUUUUUUCAGUUGUCAUUGAAUGAGAAAGUUGAGUAACAGGCAUAGCAUUCAGUGCUACAGGAUCAGAUUUUGUUAAGAAGACAGUUUAAUUUAUCUUAUUUGCAUUGGCAAUCAUUGGUGCUGGGGUGAGGCACCUUCAUCCUUGCUGGACUUUGAAAAGAAAUAAAAAUUGAGGAA
Cryptotermes secundus is the source of this 12610-nucleotide messenger RNA. RefSeq lists its product as uncharacterized. The record is from RefSeq and is a predicted model, not a curated record. NCBI's taxonomy places the organism in Eukaryota, Metazoa, Arthropoda, Insecta, Blattodea, Kalotermitidae. Bases 996 to 3875 code for a protein of 959 amino acids. The transcript has 11 exons.